GAGUGCAACCGGCCCCAUGCCCCCCACGCACCCAUCAAGUUCUCGGAGAAGUUCCAGCGCUACAGCGCCUUCUCCCUGGGGUACGAGUUCCACGUGGGGCAGGAGUACUAUUACAUCUCCACGCCCACGCAGCACCACGGCCGUACCUGCCUCAGGAUGAAGGUGUACGUCUGCUGCUCUACCACCUCACAUCUGGAGGAUGACAAACAGUACCCGACACGGCCCAGCUUCACUCUCACACCCGACGACAUCAAGAUCGAGGACAUUGAUGAUCUCAACCCAGAGAUUCCCAAGCUGGAGAAGAGUAUAAGUGGAAGCAGCCCGUCCCGGGCACACCUCUGUGCCACAGUGUCCACGCUCUUCCUGUUCGCUCUCUCAGUGUCCUAGCGGGGCUGUCACACGUCGAACACACGCCAAGCACAGGGGAGGGGGGCCUCGCUGCGAAGGAACAGCCACGAAACACACACACACACAGACAUAACGACACACACAAAGAAAACCCCACAGUCUAAUCAUCCCACGACAGCCUUCCAGCACCGCUGUGGCAAAUGCAGAGCAACAUUGCAAGGAUUAUGAAAGGAGGAAAAAAAGGACAGCUGGAACUUUGGAAAGAACAAGAAACAAGAAUCGCAAGAGAAUCUCAGCGAGCGAUGUUUCGACUCGCAGUCUUUCUCGAAUGACCGGGCGGGAUUGAGACAGACAGACAGACAGACUCACAGACCCCCUCUCCGACACGGGGAGAGACGAGAGCCUGAAAAACAAGGGGAAACGAUUCGAAAAAAAAAAAAAAAAAAAAAACAAGGAAGCCUGGGUCCCAGGAUCCGACCAGAAAGAAACACUGGGAAAGAAAAAUACAUUUAUAAAAAUUGAAAAAGGAAUCAUGAUUUAAAAAAAAAAAAAAUCUGCAGAACACAAUCAAACAGAGAAAGUUUAUUAUUAUUACAGAAAUACGAGAAGGGGUUCCUAGCUGUUUCUGUGAGGCUCAAGGAGAUUGAUUCAGCGGAGUAUUUUAACCCAUUAGAUGCCAUUGUCUUCAUUUGAAAACGGGCGAUUUUAAUUCUCUAAGUUUAUUGUUAUGAUAACUGACUCUGAAUUUGUUAAGUGCUGAAGUGAAGUCUGAAAGGAAUGGUUAAUAAUUCUGCAAACACAUCCCUUCAGCUGCUUUUAUUCAUGAUGCCUCAAUAUAGAACUGAGAAACUGGAGCUUCAGAAUUAUCAGUUCCUUGGUGUGUAUUUUCCCCCCCCUCACAGUGAUGAUAAAACGGCUCAAUUUUCUUUGUGUUGAGAUUCACAGCCGGCAUGAAAUUUCGCUGCUCUGAAUAAAGGAAACGCGUUGACCUCACUCGACUGUCCCUCGAAAACAGGACGCGGCCGUUUGUAGCCAAAACGAAGGAUUGACGUUGUUUUCUGGGAAGAAAUGUUGAUUUAGAAUGUAUCAGAUUGAUUUGUUAAAUGAAAUCACUGUUUAAACUGUGCUGUGCGGAGCUCAGUGUGUGAGAGAGAGGAUAUAGUAUAGUAUAGAGAGAAUACGGUACAGGGUUAUUAUAAUUUAUAUAUAUAAUUUAAACAACAUAGUUAAACAGCUCAUUUCAAUGGGAUUUCUGACUUCUAUAACUGCUAAUAUAUUAUAAAGACAUUUCAGAGGGCUGGAUCACAGAACGGUCAGGGUCUAGUGCUGUAUAUUAUAAAGAGAUUGUGUUCAAUACUUAACAUUCUGGUUAAUUUCUUGGCCCAUGGCUAUUUUUUUCUUUUUAGCCAGUCAAGUUAGCCCAUAUAUAUAUAUAU
Polyodon spathula (Mississippi paddlefish) is the source of this 1784-nucleotide messenger RNA. RefSeq names its product ephrin-A3b (gene efna3b). Gene Ontology annotation, cellular component: plasma membrane. Gene Ontology annotation, biological process: ephrin receptor signaling pathway; axon guidance. The transcript has 4 exons. The annotation marks the transcript as partial. Lineage: Eukaryota; Metazoa; Chordata; Actinopteri; Acipenseriformes; Polyodontidae. The record is from RefSeq and is a predicted model, not a curated record. Gene Ontology annotation, molecular function: ephrin receptor binding.